CAGGCAGGUCAGAUGUGACAGAAUCCGUGUGAAAAUGGAAGGGGAUGCUGCUUCUCCAAACUUCUUGGGGGAAAGUAAAGCUGGAUAUGUCCUAAGUAAUGUUGCCGAGGUCGUGGAGAGGAUUUUGACAUUUGUCCCGACUAAAAAUCUAAUCCGGAUAGUAAGUGUGUGCAGGCUAUGGAGGAAUUGUGCACGCAGAGUCCUGAGGACGCAGCAGAGACUGACCUGGCUCUCUGCCUCUGGCUCAUCCAUAUACGAGGAGCAUGUUUUGCUUAGAACUAUGGCAGAAGACUUGGAGAAGAUCUAUCUGCUGCCCCAGACAGCUCUCCUAAUGGUGGAUGGGGAAAACUUCAGUUGGCCUUUUAGUUACAGACACAAAAAGGCCAGGAAGUGUGAGGAUGAAGUAGAGUCAGAUCCUGUUGAGAAGCUGAGAUGCUUACUGCCUAGCACUUGUGAUGUAGUAGGCAUUGUCGCAUCAGGAAUUGUGGUGACCCCCAGUGGUUUACCCAGCAGCCCCCCAGAAGAGCACGAAGAUGGUGAAGCUGGCUUCAGUCUGCUUUUCCCUGCCAUGGAUGGGGUCACCAUCCGGCCUUUUCACUUCUGCAAAAAGAGCCUCAGUGAAUCGGCAAUGGAGGAAGCAGGGUUGAUCAAUAAUCCUUAUCUAAAGGUGGUGCUGAUGUUUGACUAUGAGACCUGGAAAGCUGGAGGUGGGCGCUUUCUUAAAAAGCUACUGGAACCUCUUUCUCAAAAUAAUGUACUUAUUGUUGGAGGACAAGUUGAGAGGGCCUUUUCCAAUAACACAACCUGCUGUUCUCUAGGUUCUUUUGGUGCAGUUGGACUGACCUUCAGUGGCUCCAAGAUCCAGGGUGCCUCAGUGCUGGUGGACCAGGACGUAAGCAGCCCGAAAGCAGCAGAGGCCACUAUCCAGCGGCUGAAGGCUGCUAAUAUCCCAGAGAGAAACACCAUGGGCUUCAUGUUUGCCUGUGUGGGCCGUGGCCACAACAGCUACAAUAACCAGCGUAACGUGGAGGCCAGCGCUUUCCGGAAGAUCUUCUCCAACAUUCCACUCCUGGGAUUCUUUGGCAAUGGGGAGAUUGGCUGCGACCGUAUUGUCAAAGAGAACUAUACAUUGAGCGAGACAGAUGCUGAUGGACUACAACACUCUUUUACUACAGUCAUGAGUCUGGUGCAUUUUGGCUAACACAAACUCAAAACUGAGACCGUUGUCACGGCAAAUGACUAGGAAUCCCCUUGUUAACUUGGUCUUUCAGGACAGAUGCCGGCUGCUUGUUUAAGUUAACAGAGCAGGUCCGAUGGUGAUCAGGUAUAAUACUCCUAGGUUCUUUCCUUUUGACUUUUUUUUUUUUUUUUUUAAAUCAGGAUGUCAGUGGGACAUUCAGCAUUAAAAAACAACAAAAACAAUUAGGGAAGUGAAAACCGUGGGUACAAUUUUGAAAGCAUGUGAAAUCUGAUGUCUGAAAACACUGUCGUGUUCUCUUACACCUUGUUUGGAAAGGUCAUUACUUACAGAACGGUUCUGAAGAACAAUUAGGAUUUAGUUUGAAUGGCAUGGUGCUAAACCUUGACCUUUGCCUUCAGUUUAUACAUAAAACUUUUUCAUUUUGUAUGUGUAGAGCACAGCUUAAAUCUGUCAACCGUUCAGUUUUCUUGUGGGCUGUAUGGCUCUCUCAGGCCUUAUAUACAAAUCGUUUGUAAAAUUCAGGCACUUUUGAAAAAAAUGAAAAGGUAAUUGUGAAGGAAUGGCUAAUGAUGUGGCCUUUCAUCAACCUUGGUACAGCUUAUGGGACUUUGGUGGGAAUUCCGCUAUCUUCACUUCUGAUCUUACAUGUUCAAUAGCAAGUGCUAGAAAACUGCAGGAAGAGUAUUCACAAUGAAAGACAUAUCUGGCACAUAUCUAUAUACUGUAACAAUUGACUUGCUUGCAUCUUUUAGUGUCCAGAUUGGAAUAAUAAAGGACAGAAGCGGAAAAAGUGGAAUUUCUUUGUAAUAUAUCAUUGUAUUUACUCUGCCUGUCCCAAUCAAAAUCCAGUUUAAUUCCAACUGGGUAAUCCUCCAUUUCAAUAUUCAUCAGUUCAGUUGAGUUCUUCUUAAAGGUUAAUCAUUUAUUCUGUUCACUAGCUAAAUAACACAUUUUGUUGAUCACAGAUAAGUGAAGUCUCAAAGGGCUAUUUGCCUGCAUUGUGGAGAUAUAUAUUUGCUGCAGUAUUUAGAAGGUUGAUUUAAACUGUUUUUGCCAAAUCUUUUUUUCCUAACUUUGUUCGGAUCAUAUAUAUAUAAUACUUUGCUUUAAGGAAAGUAAGUUUUACUACUGUCACAUUUUUAUGGCAAUGUGUUGGUUUUUCUUCAUCUGCUGCUGGGUCGUGCAGAUAUCAGCCCAUGAGGUCUGCAUGUAUAUAAUAAAAUCAAUGGUGUCAUCUGUU
Messenger RNA from Sinocyclocheilus rhinocerous, 2441 nucleotides. Its product is annotated as F-box only protein 22-like. Bases 35 to 1201 code for a protein of 388 amino acids. The transcript is spliced from 7 exons. Lineage: Eukaryota; Metazoa; Chordata; Actinopteri; Cypriniformes; Cyprinidae. Gene Ontology annotation, biological process: positive regulation of proteasomal ubiquitin-dependent protein catabolic process; regulation of skeletal muscle fiber development; protein polyubiquitination. Gene Ontology annotation, molecular function: protein binding. The record is from RefSeq and is a predicted model, not a curated record.